AUGUCCAAACUCAUAAGUCCUGCUCAGUGCAGUUUUGUCCCCGAAAGGCAAAGUGCUGAUAAUAUUUUGGUGGCACAGGAGGCUAUACACUCUAUGAGAUAUAAGAAAGGGACUUCUGGUUAUAUGGCAAUCAAGAUAGAUCUUGAAAAAGUUUAUGACAGGUUGAAUUGGAGAUUUAUCCAGGAUACUCUUCAGGAGGCAGGUUUGCCGCAGAAUUUGACCGAUUUGAUAGUGAGUUGCUAUUCGUCUGCAAACAUGAAUGUAUUGUGGAAUGGGACUCAUUCGAAUCCUUUCGUUCCUUCUAGGGUUAAGCAUAAUAUAUGGGAGCCAAUCACUCUGAAUAGGGGAGGUCCGAAGCUGUUACAUUUAUGUUUUGCUGAUGAUAUCGUUCUAUUUGGGAAAGCAUCAAUGGAACAGGUGGAGUUAACUCGCAGUAUUCUUGAGCUGUUUUGUCGGUGUUCUGGUCAAAAAGUUAGUUAUGAUAAGUCUUGCGUCUACUUCUCUGAGAAUGUGAAUUUCAGUCGUAAGGGGGCACUGAGUGAAGCCUUAGGAGCUUCGUUUGGGGAGGUAAUAACUCUGGUCCUCUGCAGUAAAUAUAGGUGUGGUGAUAAUACCAUCCCUUUGAUGAAGCCUCUUCAACUUAUGUCUAACGCUUGGAAAGGUAUCUCUCACAUUUGGAAACAAUUUGAGAGAAAUAUCUGGAGGAUUGGUUCAGGUCAGACCGUGGAUUUUUGGAAGCAUCAUUGGAUCCCAGGUGUUCAUUGCUUGAUGGACUUUUCCCAAACAGAGGUAACAUCGAACAUGAGAGAUGAAAAAGUCUGUGACUAUGUGGUGAAUAAUAAUUGGAAUUAUGACCGUAUCGGUUACAAUUUGGGGGAUGAUUGA
This is a messenger RNA of Arachis duranensis, 885 nucleotides long. RefSeq lists its product as uncharacterized. NCBI's taxonomy places the organism in Eukaryota, Viridiplantae, Streptophyta, Magnoliopsida, Fabales, Fabaceae. The transcript is spliced from 4 exons. The record is from RefSeq and is a predicted model, not a curated record. The coding region runs from base 1 to 885 and encodes 294 amino acids.